AUGCAUCACAUGCCCCCUCGCUUCCACCACACGCAUGUUGUCUGUCCCCUGUGCCCCACUCCUGCUCCCCUCACUGCUCUUCGACUGCCUGUGCCAUGCGCUGCUCUCCCCAUGCCGCCCUCCCCAUGCUGCCCUCCCCAUGCCGCCCUCCCCAUGCCGCCCUCCCCAUGCCGCCCUCCCCAUGCCGCCCUCCCCAUGCCGCCCUCCCCAUGCCGCCCUCCCCAUGCCGCCCUCCCCAUGCCGCCCUCCCCAUGCCGCCCUCCCCAUGCCGCCCUCCCCAUGCCGCCCUCCCCAUGCCGCCCUACCCAUGCCGCCCUCCCCAUGCCGCCCUCCCCAUGCCGCCCUCCCCAUGCCGCCCUCCCCAUGCCGCCCUCCCCAUGCCGCCCUACCCAUGCCGCCCUACCCAUGCCGCCCUCCCCAUGCCGCCCUCCCCAUGCCGCCCUCCCCAUGCCGCCCUCCCCAUGCCGCCCUCCCCAUGCCGCCCUACCCAUGCCGCCCUACCCAUGCCGCCCUCCCCAUGCCGCCCUACCCAUGCCGCCCUACCCAUGCGGCCCUCCCCAUGCCGCCCUCCCCAUGCCGCCCUCCCCAUGCCGCCCUCCCCAUGCCGCCCUCCCCAUGCCGCCCUCCCCAUGCCGCCCUACCCAUGCCGCCCUCCCCAUGCCGCCCUCCCCAUGCCGCCCUACCCAUGCCGCCCUCCCCAUGCCGCCCUCCCCAUGCCGCCCUCCCCAUGCCGCCCUCCCCAUGCCGCCCUCCCCAUGCCGCCCUCCCCAUGCCGCCCUCCCCAUGCCGCCCUCCCCAUGCCGCCCUCCCCAUGCCGCCCUCCCCAUGCCGCCCUCCCCAUGCCGCCCUCCCCAUGCCGCCCUACCCAUGCCGCCCUCCCCAUGCCGCCCUACCCAUGCCGCCCUCCCCAUGCCGCCCUCCCUUUGCCGCCCUCCCCAUGCCGCCCUCCCCAUGCCGCCCUCCCCAUGCCGCCCUCCCCAUGCCGCCCUCCCCAUGCCGCCCUACCCAUGCCGCCCUCCCCAUGCCGCCCUACCCAUGCCGCCCUCCCCAUGCCGCCCUACCCAUGCCGCCCUCCCCAUGCCGCCCUCCCCAUGCCGCCCUCCCCAUGCCGCCCUCCCCAUGCGGCCCUCCCCAUGCCGCCCUCCCCAUGCGGCCCUCCCCAUGCCGCCCUCCCCAUGCCGCCCUACCCAUGCCGCCCUCCCCAUGCGGCCCUCCCCAUGCCGCCCUCCCCAUGCCGCCCUACCCAUGCCGCCCUCCCCAUGCCGCCCUACCCAUGCCGCCCUCCCCAUGCCGCCCUCCCCAUGCCGCCCUCCCCAUGCCGCCCUCCCCAUGCCGCCCUCCCCAUGCCGCCCUCCCCAUGCCGCCCUCCCCAUGCCGCCCUCCCCAUGCCGCCCUCCCCAUGCCGCCCUCCCCAUGCCGCCCUCCCCAUGCCGCCCUCCCCAUGCCGCCCUCCCCAUGCCGCCCUCCCCAUGCCGCCCUACCCAUGCCGCCCUACCCAUGCCGCCCUACCCAUGCCGCCCUCCCCAUGCCGCCCUCCCCAUGCCGCCCUCCCCAUGCCGCCCUCCCCAUGCCGCCCUCCCCAUGCCGCCCUCCCCAUGCCGCCCUACCCAUGCCGCCCUACCCAUGCCGCCCUACCCAUGCCGCCCUACCCAUGCCGCCCUCCCCAUGCCGCCCUCCCCAUGCCGCCCUCCCCAUGCCGCCCUCCCCAUGCCGCCCUCCCCAUGCCGCCCUCCCCAUGCCGCCCUCCCCAUGCCGCCCUCCCCAUGCCGCCCUCCUCAUGCCGCCCUCCCCAUGCCGCCCUCCUCAUGCUGCCCUCCCCAUGCCGCCCUCCCCAUGCCGCCCUCCCCAUGCCGCCCUCCCCAUGCCGCCCUCCCCAUGCCGCCCUACCCAUGCCGCCCUCCCCAUGCCGCCCUCCCCAUGCCGCCCUCCCCAUGCCGCCCUCCCCAUGCCGCCCUCCCCAUGCCGCCCUACCCAUGCCGCCCUCCCCAUGCCGCCCUACCCAUGCCGCCCUCCCCAUGCCGCCCUACCCAUGCCGCCCUCCCCAUGCCGCCCUCCCCAUGCCGCCCUCCCCAUGCCGCCCUCCUCAUGCUGCCCUCCCCAUGCCGCCCUACCCAUGCUGCCAGGAGCAUCCCUGCCUGGGCCGGCCCUGCAUAG
Molecule: messenger RNA, 2154 nt
Organism: Closterium sp. Yama58-4
Lineage: Eukaryota; Viridiplantae; Streptophyta; Zygnematophyceae; Desmidiales; Closteriaceae
Source: the annotation of a GenBank genome assembly